This is a messenger RNA of Biomphalaria glabrata, 2060 nucleotides long. RefSeq names its product mothers against decapentaplegic homolog 5-like. Lineage: Eukaryota; Metazoa; Mollusca; Gastropoda; Planorbidae. The transcript has 2 exons. The record is from RefSeq and is a predicted model, not a curated record. Gene Ontology annotation, molecular function: DNA-binding transcription factor activity, RNA polymerase II-specific; I-SMAD binding; RNA polymerase II cis-regulatory region sequence-specific DNA binding. Gene Ontology annotation, cellular component: heteromeric SMAD protein complex. Gene Ontology annotation, biological process: regulation of transcription by RNA polymerase II; cell differentiation; anatomical structure morphogenesis. The coding region runs from base 197 to 1504 and encodes 435 amino acids.
AAACUUUCACACACCAUUCAUAUCCAAACACACACACAGACACGUCUAGCCAACACUAAGAGUCUUGAGUCCAAGUGUGGAAUACAAGUCUAUCCUCCCGUACACUUCACUUACGACUUGAUCGGGGCUCUAUUCAUGCACCUUCUUUGAUUUUAGGACAAACUCUAAAGACUAGUUCAACAAGAGUUUCAGCUGCAUGAAAGUGAUGAUGACCUCCACCUUCAGUAGCUUGUUUUCUUUCAAGAGACGCAAUGGCUGGAAGCAGGGGGAUGAGGAAUCUGACUGGGCCAAAAAAGCCGUGGACUCCCUGAUGAAGAAGUUAAAGAAGAAAAAGGGCGUCCUGGAAGACCUGACCAGGGCCAUACAAGACAAAGACCCUAAUUCCAAAUGCGUCACCAUCCAACGGUCAUCUGAUGGUAGGCUGCAGGUGUCGCACAAAAAGGGGCUGCCACAUGUGAUCUACUGCAGAGUGUGGCGGUGGCCUGACCUUCAGUCGCACCACGAGCUAAAGUCUGUCGAGACUUGUCGCUACCCUUUCAGCUCUAAGCAAAGUGAGAUCUGUAUCAACCCUUACCACUAUCGCCGCAUAGAAACGCCGGUGCUCCCUCCUGUGUUGGUCCCGAGAUAUGACGAGUUCACCGAGGCGCUGCCUCCGUACCAGCCUCUUCCAGAGCCAGCGAUGCCUCAGAACAUUUCCUUUGAGCAGCAGCAUUCUCCUUUGCAGGCACCUUAUAGCCCUUACAGCUCCUGCAGCCUUUCAUCCGGAACUCCUUCGCCGCCCUAUCCCACCAGCAACGACCACGUGACACCAAUGUUCAUGGACACAACAGACCACCUCAACACCCCGACAGCGACCCCGUUUUCCACCCCCUCAGCGACGCCACCGCUUCAGACAGUGUGUUACAAAGAGCUGGACUCGUGGUGCCACAUUUCGUACUAUGAGCUCAACAGCCGAGUAGGGGAACAGUACAGAGCUUCAGCCAACAGCGUUAUUGUUGACGGAUUUACCGACCCUUCAAAUUCUGGUCGAUUCUGUCUCGGCCUCUUAUCCAACGUCAAUAGGAACUCCACCAUAGAGAAUACUAGGCGACACAUAGGCAGGGGAGUCCAUCUAUAUUAUGUUGGCGGCGAGGUCUACGCAGAGUGCCUUAGUGACAGUUCCAUCUUUGUCCAGAGCCGCAAUUCUAACUAUGCCUAUGGUUUCCACCCAACGACUGUAUGCAAGAUUCCACCAGGGUGUUCCUUAAAGAUCUUCGACAACAGAGAUUUCUCCACGCUAUUGUACCAAUCUGUUCACCUGGGAUAUGAGGCAGUGUAUGAACUGCAUAAAAUGUGUAUAAUACGCAUGUCUUUUGUGAAGGGGUGGGGCGCCGAGUACCACAGACAGGAUGUGACUUCCACCCCUUGCUGGAUAGAGAUUCACAUCAACAGCCCACUCCAGUGGCUCGAUGAGGUCCUAAACAAAAUGGGCUCCAGCAAGAAUCCUAUUUCUUCUGUCUCGUAAACAGCCGAACCUAAUAUCCUGUUGAUACAAAUUUUUACUUGUUAUUGUUUAAUGACACUGCAUUCGUGUGUCUACAAAAAUGCCAAAACAAUUUCAUUAUAUAUGGUCGCUGGUCAUGUCACAUGCCUAUCGAGAGUGAAAUUUUUGACAGCUGUUAUAACAAUUUGGCCUUCUGAAAAGCGCAACUGGCAUAUGGUGCACUGAUUGUAUUGCCACCUUGGCUCACUUGAUACAUGUACCUAGUCUUCAAAAGUGAUAUUUUUAAAGUCCUGCUAAAUUGAUUUUUAAUAUGUUUUUAUAAAAAUUUCACUUUUAUUUUAAUGUAUUUUAUUUGUAAUAUAAAAAUGUUUGACACUUUCAUUAAAUGCUAAUUGUUAGCUGGUUUUUCUAAAUGACAUAAUAAAAUGUUAUGUAUAUACAUUUAUGACUACGAUCUGAAGAAAUGUGUUAAAAUAUAAAUGUUUACAAUUAAACAAAUUUAUAUGGAGAAAUAAACUUCAGUUUUUUAAAUGUUGCUAAAGUUGAUAUGUAAGAGCAAUACAUUUUUUUUUUCAAU